Messenger RNA from Trematomus bernacchii (emerald rockcod), 4146 nucleotides. RefSeq names its product cell division cycle 37-like 1 (gene cdc37l1). The coding region runs from base 245 to 1264 and encodes 339 amino acids. Gene Ontology annotation, molecular function: heat shock protein binding; protein-folding chaperone binding. The transcript has 7 exons. Gene Ontology annotation, biological process: protein stabilization; protein folding. Gene Ontology annotation, cellular component: cytoplasm. The record is from RefSeq and is a predicted model, not a curated record. NCBI's taxonomy places the organism in Eukaryota, Metazoa, Chordata, Actinopteri, Perciformes, Nototheniidae.
CCGGGGUGAGUUUGGGCAGCUAGUGCUUGUUGUUUUUAUAGCUAACGCUGUACUUCAGCAACCAAACUGCCUGCCGCGGUGCUUCAGAUUACGCCGUCAGCUCAGCUGACUCACCAGAGGGACAUUUAGAUCAAAUAUAACUCUGGCAAACAGCUGACAGCAGAGAGCCACACUGUUGGAGCUUCUUCAAAACAGCUAGCAUCAGCUAGCGGAGCAAAGCUAGCCUGCUAGUUGCGUAGCAGCAAUGGAGUGGCUUGGUAACAGCGCUUUACUUCAUGAUGAAGAGUCGAGCAGUGACCCAGCUCCAGCAGCCAACGGCUUCAGCGGUGUUCAUACUCACCAGCAGUCACCGUUGUCGCACCGCUGUGAUUGUGCCAUAGCGUCGCUGUGUCAGGGCCGCUGUGUGAAAGCCUCCAUCGUGUCCAGCUGGAGACUGGCUGAGGCCCAGGAUCAGCUCUGCUCCCUGGGCGUCCACAGCUCAGAGUCCCUGGAGCAGGAGCGUGCUCGGACAAUGGCCUGCCCCACCGAACUCACGCACACUGAGGAGGAGUGGCGCCGCAAGGAGAGCAUGCUGGGAGGUCAGGAGCCCAGCCGCAGUCCUGUGCUCGGAGCUGCCAGGAGUUGGGACGUUUUUGAUAAGAGUAUUAUCAAUGUUCAACAUCUCCCUGAAGAUAUGGAUCAGGAAAAGUGCAAGACGUUUCUUCAAAAGUUUGACCAAGAGCUCCGACAUUUUGGUAUGUUGCACAGAUGGGAUGACAGUCAACGAUUCCUUGCAGAGAUGCCUCAGAUCAUCUGUGAGGAGACAGCAAACUACUUAAUUCUGUGGUGCAUGAGACUACAGCAAGAGGGGAAAGAAGCCCUGAUGGAGCAGGUGGCGCACCAAGCUGUCGUCAUGCGCUUCAUCCUGGAGAUGGCCUCGACCUCUCAGCAGGAUCCCAGAGGCUGCUUCAGACACUUCUUCCACAAAGCCAAAGAAGGACAAGACGUCUACUUAGAAGUCUUCCAUUCAGAGCUCGAGGCCUUCAAACAGAGAGUGAGAGAAUCCGCAGUCAGGUCCAGAUGUGAAGCACUCCAUAAUGUAGAACCACAACAAAGUGACACAAACUGCAGAGUUAAACCCAAAGAAGCCCUGGACUCUUUUCCUAUAGUGUCAGAGUAUCCCAAGAAGCGUUACAUAGAGGACGGACUGUGGACAAGCACAGGGAGGUGGACAAAGAACGACGCUGCAGAAACGGACGAUAUGCGCAUGAUGGAGACCUCCUAGGCUCCUGCUUCUCCUCCAUCUCCACCGCCUCCCCAUUUAGGAGUUUUAAAGUCCUCUAUACCCAGCAGAGCAGAGCAGGAAUAAAAGGAGACUUGAUCGGUCUUUCACACUGCAGGAAACAAUGUUUUGCCGAUAAGAAACAUUCCUCAGUGUUGUCCAUACUGUGGAGUUCCUGCAGUGUCUCAUGACGGCUAAAAGCACGUGUUGCAACAUAAUCCUGGUGGUACAGAUGGAUUUCUGAUAUCCUUUAAGCUGGUUGCAUUUUUUAUUUCUCCUGGAAAAAAAGGGAAACCUUACAUGGUAGGAAAAAACAACAAUAGAUCAUUUAAACCAGGCAAUACAAAGAAUACUAAACCACUUAUUUGGGCAGUUAGGAACCAAAUCCAAUGCCUGAAGUAGGACUCAGGUUAGUGGACUUGAAAGGAAUAUUGUAAACGCUGCUUAAAUGACAGCAUGACUGACAGAUGCUGGCUUUUUAUGAAGAUUUUCAUUUAACAGAAACAACUGAUCAUGUAGCACCAUACUGUAGCUACUGUAAAACACACAAGUCAGUUGUCAAACAAAUAUCCUUCCCGGCAAAUGUACACGUUUUCUCAAUCUAAAGUCAGUCGGUGUAACUUUGUAUAUUCGGUAAAAACAUGCUUGUGUUUGAAUGGAGUGAUGUUUGAAUCUGUAAGAAAUACAGAGAGCACAAGCGCUCCAGUUGGGCUAACCUGGGUUUGUGUUUUCUCCAGCAACUUGUUUGGCUAUAAGGAAAUGACGGUAUAGGAGUAAAUGGUUUGUUCAACAGGUCAGAUUCAUCUUACAGUGUUUGGACUCACAACUGACUUGCAUGUAUUAAGCAGCACAAAGGUCUCUCUGGCUCAUUAACAGGAGAGGAUAAAUAAUGCAAUCUGUUUCGAAGGAUAGGCAGUUUGCUGCAGAGUUGGGAGGAAUUAAGAUUGUUGGUGCAACAUUUACUUUGCUUUUGUCAAUCAUUAUUUUGUCGACAGCUGCCUCUUUGGAUUUAAGUGAAUCAAGAGUUCAAUGAUGGUAAUCUUUGACCGCUUUGCUGAGUGGCUGACACAUGAAAGUCAGGAGUUAUAACUUCUCUAAAGAUUACACUAGAGGUGGUUUUAAUGUUUAAGUUCUUCUGAAUAAACAAGUAGUUAUUUUGUUUUCUCGUGAGGCUUAAGGUGUCUUGGUAAUCAGACCUCCUCCUUGACUACAUCUUCCAUUCACAUGCAAUUUACUCAAUACACGUAAUGGCUACAAAGUCCAUUGAAUCUCAAGUCCACAUACAGCAACAGAGGUUGAUAAUAAUUGUUUACGUGGCUGACUUUGCUCUUAUUGUCCUCUUCUGUGACAUCAUAAUCCACUCUUUACAACAAUAGUCAGUUGCUUAUUUAUUUAAGCAGCUUAACAUAAUGCAGCGAUGAAUAAUGAGCUAUAGACAAUAGUGCAUGAGGAGAAUUUUCCAACUCAGCAUUUAUUACACACCGGUUUUGAUGCAAAGAGGCGAAAGUCAGGCAAAAUCUUAUAAGGAAGUUUGAGGCAAUCUUGGUCUCUAUAGUGUUAACAGCAAAAAAUAUCUUCUAUCACUACUUUUGUUUAGUUUAUACAUUUAUUUGACGAUUUAAAAUCAUAGCCUCAAAUUUGAACUGACACAGGCAAUGGUUUAGCUUACAUUUUAUCUACGAGCUUCCCUCAACGUCUGGAACAUCUCAUGUCAGUCUCCUUUUAUACCAAUGCUCUGCAGACUGGACUCAGAGGUGUGUUAAAGAUUUCUUGGAAGUACAACUAAGGAGCUGAAAGCACGUGUGUGUGUGUGUGUGUGUGGGGGGGGGUCUUUUUAAGAGACUUGUGCUGUAAGCAGAAAGGAAGUCUGCGUCUGAAUGUGUCCUGCACUUUAUAUCUGUCUGCCGUACACAGAGUUCGAGGUGGAGUGUGAAUAAUAUUCUUCCUCAUACCGUUUGGUUUUGUCGUUUUUUUUGUUGUGUUCCCAGGCUUCAGAUGAACUUGAUUUGUUUGACCUUUUGGAAGACAUUAAGAGAGCUUUUGCCAGAUUUAUCAGGCUUCCAAUAAACUGUCCCCUUCAUAAUCAUUAUUUAAGACAGCCUAAACAAGUGUGAAAAUAUGCUGACCAACACAAUCAGUGACAUUUUAGCUGCAGACUUGAGUUAAAGGUACCGUAGGAUACAUUAAAGUACAAUUCAUGUGAUUAUGACUUAAAGCUUCUGUGUGAUGCAAUGUUGCUUCUGCAGUGCGCCUGUCAUUUCAUUCUUCAUUGUUUCACAGAUCUGCACAGUGCACAUAUAAGAAGUAUCAAAUACUGUAAACAGAGGUAUUGUAAGCAGUGGAACUAAAACGAUGUGUUGUGAUCCUAAAUGUGUUUUGUUUUCUUCCUUUUUUUAGUCACAGUGACUUAUCAACUAUGCAAUAUAAUUGUAUGGCUUAAGCUGUUGUUCUGAACCUGUGGCCACUAUCUACGGUGUUUCAACAUCCUAAAUUAUUUAAAGAUUAUCACAGAAUUUGUGAGACUGACAGUAUACGAAUUUCUGUCACUAAGCUAUAAUCUGUAGGACAUCUAGUUAUACACUUCUCAAGGCUACUGUAAGAAUUGGUUUCUCUUGCUGCUGUUAACUCAAAUAUAAAACAAAGUGCUAAAUGUUUGUAUUUUGUUGUUGACUGCUACAGUUCUUUGUUAAAUCUGAUACAUUUAUUAGAUGUUGGUUGAGAGAACUAAGUAGUGAACAUUUGAUAAAUUGUGGACUUCUGUAGCUAGCACUUCAUCUGUGCUUGGAGCCGAUACUAGCAUAAGGCACCCAGAGCCAUGUGAAAGUAUGUCUUCAGUUGCAUUCUGGAUAAUGUAGGCACCAAUAAAAAUAAAAAUAAAAAACCUC